Messenger RNA from Lachnellula hyalina, 2421 nucleotides. RefSeq lists its product as uncharacterized. Bases 1 to 2421 code for a protein of 806 amino acids. The record is from RefSeq and is a predicted model, not a curated record. The transcript is spliced from 5 exons. Gene Ontology annotation, molecular function: protein binding. NCBI's taxonomy places the organism in Eukaryota, Fungi, Ascomycota, Leotiomycetes, Helotiales, Lachnaceae.
AUGGCAGGUUUUGGCUGGUCGGUUGGUGACCUCGUUGCCUCACUUCAACUCGUGGUCAAAAUAGCUGGAGCAUUGAAGGAGACAGGAGGAGCGAAGUCAGACUACCAAGAAUCUAUUGAAUUCUUGUUUGGCCUCGAAACAACCCUCCAGAAUCUGCGGUCUGUCUCUCCAAUUGUCGUCCACCAAUCCCAAGAAAGUGCUGUUCAACUCGAGGCCCAGAAGAUCGUGAAACCUCUUUCAAUUUUUUUGGCCAAGAUUCAAAAGUUUGAUGGAGCUCUUGGUUUGGAGAGCAAAAGAAAUCCAUGGCGAACCGCCCCAAGAAAGGUGCAAUGGGCGAUAUUCGUCUCAAAGGAAGUGAAGAAGCUGCGAGAUCGAAUUUCUGUUCCUAUGUUUAGCCUUAAUAUCUUGCUACAGUCUCAAACAUUACAUGCCGUGUCGAGUUUGCAGGAAAGGCUACCAAGUGAUAUUUCGGAAAGGCUCGCUUCAGGUAUCGAGAGUGCGGUUUCAAAAGGUCUAAGAGAUGAGUUCGAUUCUUUGAGAGGCAUGAUGGGUAAUUACGAGGUGGAUUCGACAAUGACCCCAGGGGACAACUCACAAGAGGCCGAACAGACUACGCAAUCACUAGCUGCCCUUUCGCCCGAGCAGCUACCACUUAGCCAGCCAGCUGGACAAUUUCCAGACUCGUGCCUAAAUUCAAGACUCGAAAAACUUGCCAACGACCAACUAGUGGAGAUGAAAUCGUUGAAAAGAUCGCUGAGCACCAUCACCGCUCUUCAGAGGCUGCCCCGUGCAAAUUCAAGUCACGAAGACCCUUGUUUGUCGUCUACAACUCCAUUCUCUGAGCUUAAAACAACAUUCGCCAAAUGCAUGGUUUUGCUUGCUUUGAGCUUACGAGAACUUUUCAACUCUAUUUUGAUCUACCUCGGGCCACAUUUUCUAUUAUUCAUGCUUACUCUCAAAGAAAUGGGUUCUAGGAUUCCCAAGAUGCUGCUAGACAAUAACAGCAUUCUAUUCGAGGAUGUUUUGGGACGACGGAAAUAUCUCCCCAUUGAAUUCUUCCAACACUAUAAUGUUUUUAAUACAUUCUUGAGGGAAUCUUUCACAGGCGCCCCAGGUCAAAGAUAUGUCCUCAAUCAGCAAUAUCGAUUAAACGACUCGAGGAACGAGCUUGUUGAUAGCACAACGUGGCGGAAGACCAUCAAAAAUAGGUCCAAGAUUAUGAUGUCGGUGAUGCUAGAAAAAUUGACCGAGGAUGAGGUAUCUUGUCCCAGGUGUUGGAUGCCUGGAAGCUCGACACAACUAGGCACAAUUGUUCAAUGUUCGUCGUGCAGCUUGAUAUAUACGACGAAUGUUUCCAUGAACGUUUCCGCUCAAACAAAUCAAUUAGACUCUUCAAAGGCUUCAGAAGCAGGACCAAAAGAUGCAAAUCUGCCAUCCAUUUCCUCGGAAGUUCUGGCGCCUGAAAUCUACCCAAGCGGAAAUGAAUGGACUGAAGCUGAACGUUCCUGGAUAUCUGUCAAGAAUAAUAAACCAAAAGGGGGCGAUUCUCCUAACUUGAGUGGGGAACCCACCGCUCUACCAUGGGCGUCUCAUCAAGACCUCAUACACUUCAAAAGAGUGCAAAUUGCGGACUUACCAAACCAGAAAAUACUGCCCCAAUCGUCAGCUCUGCUGCAAUUGCUGGUGGUCCUUUCACGCAUGCGAGAUCUGAUAGACUAUGCAAUGCCCAGAUCUGGAACACAGCAUAGCAUACAACAGUCUUUAGACGCAGUGCUUGCACAGAUCACAAAUUGCACCCAAAUGAUACAUGUAUUCUUUGAGCAUCAAUCGUUCGAGGUGCUUAAGCUCAUUACAGGCCCAGAUUGGAAAACGAAAACCUGGUCCAUAGCCUGGUUUGGAUCGGUUCGUCUCUCGGAAGAGAGCAAGGAACUUAUUAGCGUGGCGCGACUAUUGUGUCAAGACCUGCAACGCAACCACAAAAUAGUCACUACAAAUGAGGUGUUUGCACAAUGGAACCAGACAGUGACACUUUUCAAUAUCCGCUCAGUUGCUCUGAAAAGCUCUUUGGAUCUCCUCAAGAACAUCGAUGAUGCUUGGAUGUCUGGCGGCCAGAGGAUACGCAGAGAAAUAAUAUCUUUUCCAAAUUCUCAAAUCGACCAAGAAGAUAUUGCAAAUGAUACACCAGGAGAUCAUGGAGCGGCAACUUGCUUGGUGGUUACACCGAGAUACAUUAUUGUUGCACUCGAUAAUAAAUCAAUAUCGAUCUUCGACCAUAAGAACAAUUUUCUCAGAAACCUCCAGGGUCAUCAAACCGCUGUUUGGGCAAUGGCUGUUCAUGUUGAGAAUGAUGAUAUGCUUGUAAGCGGAGGUGCCGGAGGUGUUGAUCGAAAUGUGCACGUGUGGGAUAUGAAUACCGGGUAA